CUGAACAAAAUUUUCAAUUAUUUUCUCUUCUUCCCAAGAAAAGCCCUCCAAUUUUUCUGUGUGUAAAUGGAACUUGGGAGCUUCAAAACCUCCAGACCUCUGUAAUGGCUUCGUCCAGCGCCAAGCCAUAGCUUCAACUUCUUCACUCUCAUUCUUCAUCCUCAACCUUUGGAGAAAUUGCUCGCUUCUUAUCCCGGCCAAUGGACAGGCAAAUCGACGGUCACGCUACUCCUUCGACCUCCACCAAUGGCAGGGCUGCUUCAGCAUCCAAUUUUUUCUCUCUGCGACCUGAUUACAGUAAUCCAGCAGUGCAGGAAGCUCUGAAACAUUUGGCAUCUAUUGAUCUGAUCGAGUUAUGCAAUGAAGCAAAAGUUGAGCAUUGUCGAGCYACGAGAGACUUGAGAAGCUGUGGGCGGGAUGUUCAGUAUGUGUUGAAUUCAUGUGGACAUGCCUCUCUGUGUGAAGAAUGUUGCCAACGGUGUGAUUUUUGUCCAAUAUGUAGAGUUCCAGUUCCAAAAAGCAGUGCUAGAACGCAUCUACGUCUUUUUUAUGAGUGUGUUGAAGCUGGGCUCAUUCCCAAGAAUUCUAAGGAGAAACCUCAUGAGGAGGAAGAUGGGGAGCAUAGACUAACUACUGAUGUUCAACGCUUGUAUUCCUUAUUUGAUGUUGCGCUGGAAAAUAACUUAGUUUCUCUAAUCUGUCACUAUGUUACAGAUGUUUGUCUGGAUGAGAGUGCUGUAUCAAGUGACCCUGUCAUUGCAUUUUUGUUGGAUGAAGUAGUUGUCAAGGAUUGGUGUAAGCGGGCAUCCAGGAACAUUAUUACAGAACUUCAAGACAUAUAUAACUCUGGUGUAGAGGGAAUGAGGUCUAGGUUGAACCUACUACUUAAGCUUUCGGUGCUGCUUGCGGGCAUAUCCAAUGUGCUCGAAGUGCUGGACUCAUCAUUUAGAAGUUCUCAUUCAGCACAACUUCAGGACCUGCACAAUCUUCAUGAGGGCAUAUUGAAGAUCAAGCAGCAUAUGGAGAUUAUGAUGUGGUGCAUAAGACAUCAAUUUUUGGAGAAUGUUAGGUCCCGCCACUCUAGCUUCACAUCUUGGCUUACUGCUGUUCGUGAAAGGAAAUCUGCUGCUAUCAGGCGAUCAUGGCCUGAUGCUUUAGAUGACUCUGCUGAUUCCAGUGGAUUGGAUGGAUCCUUGUUCAUCGAGGAUGCACUGGGGAAUCUUGAUAUAGAGCAAUGGCAUUCCUUAGACUUAGUGGAUGGUUUAGAAAUUAGAUCUUUGGAAAAUGAUGGGGCGCCAAUAAUCUUCAGAUCUAAGAUUGGUGGGAGUUCAGGAUGUUACCCAUUUGAAAAUCUUCGGGUUGCUGUUGACGUUCUCUUUCUUCGUGGGAGUUCUGAUGUAGUGGUUGCAAAGAAAGCAAUUCUUUUGUAUUACUUGUUUGAUCGUCACUGGACGAUGCCUGAUGAGAAAUGGAGACAUAUUGUGGAGGACUUUGCUGCCUCUUUCAGUAUAACACGGCAUUCCAUAUUAGAGUCUUAUGUCUUUUAUCUUCUAGAUGACCAUACAGAUGAAGCUCUGCAGGAAGCCCGCGGUCUUCUUCCAGAGAUCUCAGGCCCAGCAACCCAUCCUAAGAUUGCACAAGUUUUGUUAGAACGAAAGAAUCCUGAUACAGCUCUUAUGGUUUUGAGGUGGUCAGGACGUGACAGCAUGUCAGCCCCAGUUUCACUUGUUGAAGCUGUAACUGGUGUCCGGGUGAGAGUGGAGUGUGGACUUCUGACUGAAGCAUUUAUGUACCAGAAAAUGCUCUGCAAUAGGGUAAGGGAUAGGAAAAAGUAUGAAGAACAUGAGGAUGCACUUGAUAAUGCUCAAAGAAAAUUUAGAAGCUGGGAAGACUGGGUGAAAAUAUUGGUGACUGAAAUUUGUUAUCUUUGUAUCCGUCGAAACUUUGUGGAUAGAAUGAUUGAGCUACCAUGGAAUUCUGGCGAGGAAAAGCAUCUCCACAAGUGCUUGCUGGAGUGGUCCACUGCUCAGCCAUCAACAACUAUUGGAAGUCUCCUCUUUGUGUACUAUCUUCAGAGGUUUCGAUAUCAUGAGGCCUACCAAGUGAACCUAUUGCUUCAGAAAGCAGAGCAAGGCUAUAUUUCUGAGAAUUCUGUUGGUGAAGAUGUUUUAUCCAGGAUGAGAUCGACAAGUCACUGGCGGGCAGGAUUGGUUGAUAAAUUCAUGGAGUUGCUACCAGAAAUCCAACAGCUGGAAAUAAAAUCCGGAAAGUCUCCUAAUAUUGGUGUUAAUUCAGAAGAUGUGGAAGUGUCACCAAAUGCYGAUCCAUAUGCGGUCCAAGAGCAGAACUUGAGCAGUAUAUUGAUCCCCUCAACUAAUACCUCCACUAUAUCACUGAGAAACGACAGCAAAUUUAUCUUCAAACCACCAGUUUUUGAAACUUCAGGAAAACUAGGCGGGGGGGUGUUCAACCAUUCCAAAAUCGCCACCUAUGGCUCACCAUCAGUUCACGAGAGGCUGUUUGCUAGUAUGGAAAGAGUACCAAAGGCACAAAAUAGCUUACACAAGAGUGUCAAUUUUCAGGAUAUGUUUAGUUCUGGAUUCCAUCAAGCAAGUGCUAUGAAUAUUUCACCCUCAGAAGAAGCCACGAGAAGUUCAUCCAGGUUCAUCCCAAAUAGUCACAAUGAUGCCGAGAAACUCUCACUGGAUAAAGAGCAAAAUGGAAUUGCUAACCAAGUUCGAAAUACCUCUCCAUAUUCCCGCAGGAUUACCGCUAACCCUAUAUAUACACCCAGCAGCAAGUUCGGUUUAUUAGACGUUCCUUCAAGGGGAGUGCAGGAAAAUGGGUCGAGUAAAACUGCAGUAUCUGCUAGAGAUAAUGGAACUUGGAACAUCUCUUCUUUAGAUGACCCAAUGGACACUUCAAGCCAUGGAGGACAAGAUUCUGCAGCUGACGUUAGAUACCCAAAUAGUGCCCCAAGAUGGAGGACUGAUGAAGCAAGCGAUGAGGAGGCAAGUCUUGAGAGAGCUCCAAGUGUGGUACGUAACCGAGGUGCCAUAAGAGGUACUCGAAGAACAAGGCUUUCCAAGAGAUAACGGCCGUUCUUGUUCAUCUAACAACUCGAGAUAAAUGCAUUUUAUGCGAUGUGGAUGACUUGGAAUUGGUCAGACGACCACGAGAGUUGCAACUCGUACUGGCAGUUCUUGACUUUACUGCGUACAUGAGAGACGAAUAAUCAGUCAGCUGAAAGCCCGGAAUUGAGCAAGGAAAGGAAUUCCAAGUUUUCUUCACAUCCUAUUUUCCAUGUGUAUUUUUGUAUUUCAAAUGUCAAUAUUACUUUUAUAGCUUGAUAGGUUUAUGAAAUGAUCGUGUGUUUUUAAGUAGUGGAAAAUUGAAAGCAGGCUUUMGGUUUUUACUUGGUAGCAGCAGGCCAAAUUGGUUCAAAAUAUUUCUUGUAAUAUCUCGUUUUUCAUUGCGGAUAUUCAUGAAAACUAAUUUACCUGAGGUAAUCUUUUUUUAUUUCUA
Messenger RNA from Momordica charantia (bitter melon), 3525 nucleotides. It is a transcript of the gene HOS1, whose product is annotated as ubiquitin-protein ligase. The record is from RefSeq and is a predicted model, not a curated record. Lineage: Eukaryota; Viridiplantae; Streptophyta; Magnoliopsida; Cucurbitales; Cucurbitaceae. Gene Ontology annotation, biological process: protein ubiquitination. Gene Ontology annotation, molecular function: ubiquitin-protein transferase activity.